AUGGGGGUCGGUCUGAAAAUGAUUCCCUCGUACGUGAGGGCCAUUCCCAAUGGUACAGAAACUGGCGAUUAUUUGGCUCUCGAUCUGGGAGGUACCAACUUCCGUGUGCUUUUGAUUCGUCUGCGAGGAAGUGAAGCCGAGAUGGUUGGCAAAAUCUACGAGAUUCCGACAUCUGUGCAACGAGGAACUGGUGAAGCUGUGAGUCGUUACCUCUAA
Cooperia oncophora is the source of this 216-nucleotide messenger RNA. The record is from the annotation of a GenBank genome assembly. Lineage: Eukaryota; Metazoa; Nematoda; Chromadorea; Rhabditida; Trichostrongylidae.